Molecule: messenger RNA, 1454 nt
Organism: Fusarium verticillioides 7600
Lineage: Eukaryota; Fungi; Ascomycota; Sordariomycetes; Hypocreales; Nectriaceae
Exons: 2
Coding region: 338-1042 (234 amino acids)
Source: RefSeq, a predicted model, not a curated record
UGGAUUGCCUGUCAUGCAUGUUGUUACCCAAAGAAACAAGCUGACAAUCUUGUACUUGCGACGUUACGGGCUAAGCCUUUUCGACCCCACUGGAAUCGUCUUAGGUCCCUGACUUGGAGCCUGGACCUGGAAGCUGGCAAGGAAGCAUAGACGAGGGCCGGGGAAAGGAGAAAAAAAAGAGAGAGAACACGGACGAUGAUCUCUUUGGGGCUUUCUUUUACUUAUGAAUCUAGCCAACAUUCGCUGCUCCUCGUAUGCUUUACCGAUCUGCAGUAGAACGUCUUGACGUCUCAGCCUCGUCCAACCAUCUCUCAUUCGCUUGCUCUCAACCAUCAUCAUGCUCAGUUAUAGUUGCCUCUGGCUCGGCCUCGUUGCAGUUUCUACAUCUGCUCAGAACAUUCCUCAAGCAGAAGCAAUAGCAACGGCAGUAUACGCCCCAGCAUACUACAUUCCGCCUGCAUCUGUCAUCUUCAGACGGGACGAUUCAUGCCCAGCGAACACAUUCCGAUGCUCUGAGGAGCUUGGCGAGAGAUUUAGCGACAUAUGCUGCCAAAACGGCCAAACGUGUGCCGUGGACGCCGACGAUGAACCGGCUUGCUGUCCAUCUGGCGCCGUCUGCACAGGUACAGCUCCAGCCUCGGCCACUGGCGAACCAACCGCUGAAGCAUCCUACGUCCCGAACUCAUAUUUCGCCUUCCCCUACGCUGCCACGACAUUUACAAACGAAGCUGCAUGCACCUCAGCCGUUGAUGCCUGCGAAGAAAACUACGAUCAGUGUGUUAAUUUCCUCGGAGACGGAGGCCAGUAUGGUGUCACUAUAGUUGUACCUGGUGGCGGAGGUACAACAGUUCAGGGUGGUGGACAGGCUCUGGGUUCGUCAUCAGCAACCGCGGUCUGCUCUAGUCUGAGCUCUCGUGCUUGCAGAAACGUUUCCAGCGAUGACUGCUCGGAUUACGGGAACGAUGCUUCAUCCUCCAACAGACUUGCCUUGUGUUUUAUGGUUUUUGGGGCGGGCAUUGCAAUACUCAACGUCCUGAUUUAAUUAGGUGCCAAACAAGCUGAUAUACAACUUGAUACAACGAUCGUGGGCAUGGUCGCUGGUGCUAGUGUACCAGGUUUGAGUUAACGCCCUGCUACAGCUGCUGAGGAAGACAUGUACUUACCUCGUUGCUCAAAAGGAUAUUUGCGCUCACCAGAGCGAAUGACUGCAGUUACGAUGCAUUUUAUGAACAGCCUACGUUGUUAGGGCUUGAAACUAUGAAGUCUGCUUAUCACAUCAUAUAUAAGAUCUACAAUCGGCUUAUGCUGAAAGACUUGACGGGCGCUUGAUGUGGAAUGUAUGCAUGUUUUUGGUUUUGUAUAUAGAAUAGUACAGCAACAUAUGUUGACUGGGAUGACCACUCAGUCCUGUGUCGGGUUUGCCACUUUUCAUCCUUCGCCAUGUAUUACCUGAA